AUGAACAUCAACCAGCGAGUGCAAGUGGCAGAGCGUUGGUAGCAGUGAGUUGGGUUAUUGUGAUUACACUAACUGGUGUCUAUUCCGGAAACCUUACUGCGUGGCUCUCAUUACCCAGAUAUCAGCAGCCAAUUGAUACCUUGGCUGACCUUGUGGAGCGACCAGACGUAAUACCUGUUGUCCGCCACAACGAUCCAAACCAUAUGAUGUUUAUAAACAAGACUGAGGGUGUCCUUGGGAUCAUCGCCCGCCGGCUUUCUACCAUUGAAGACACUACAGACUUAGCCAAAGACAUAGUGUAUGGCAAAAUUGCUUACUUUAAUAGUGAAAGGUCGCAUUUAAGCAAAGCAACGGCACUGAAUCAGGCUGAGGGGCGACAUGGUUUUGCAGCCUGCCGUAUCCACAUAGCAUCUCAAGACACACGUCAAGACUAUUUAGGCCUCAUGAUAAAUAAAAACAGUUGGUUCAAGGAGCAGAUGAACGACAGGAUCCGAUGGUUACGUGCAUAUGGCAUAAUAAAACAUCUUUACCUCCAAUUCAAUAAACCUGGCUGUCGUUUGCAAAGAAUUUCUGACCGCAAGGGAAGUUCAAAUAGCCUCACAAUGCGCCAGCUGCAGGGCAUAUGGUGGGUCUGGAUGGUUGGCGUCACUUCUGGUAUGCUCAUCGUGUCCAUUGAAUUUCUAUCUAACAGAUUUAAUAUGGAAGGCAUAAUUGAUUUCCUAUUCAAUUCAUGAAAUGUCUAUGAAAUGGACCGAGUAUGAAAUAAAAUAGAAUGUUUAUUGAAUUACUUAGAUAUACCUGAAAUUUCACACACUACUAUGAGUUUGUAACACACACUCUCUCUCUCUCUCUCUCUCUCUCUCUCUCUCUCUCUCUCUCUCUCUCUCUCUCUCUUGAAUCACGGAUAGAAACCAUUACUUUAGAAGAGAGUGCAUACGAGCGACUUUGUGUUUCAAGUAUUGUGUGUUAUUGUAUA
Molecule: messenger RNA, 976 nt
Organism: Scylla paramamosain (green mud crab)
Lineage: Eukaryota; Metazoa; Arthropoda; Malacostraca; Decapoda; Portunidae
Exons: 5
Coding region: 204-734 (176 amino acids)
Source: RefSeq, a predicted model, not a curated record